CCGAGUGACCUACUUAGCGCUUUAUAUUAGCAUCAGUUCAUCGUCUUUAUGGUUAAUAAUGGACGUGUCCGUUCUUAGAUUAGGGCCUGGCUUUGUUUUUUUAGGUUUUUUGAUGGCCAAUAUCUGAUUUCUCCUCCAAGAAGCGGUACGAAAACAGAGGCGAGCUUUAAGCGUAGUAAAAACAGACUAGCCGAUGUUAGCCAUUUUGAUUUAGCUUGCUGCUAAACAUGAGUUGUGAAACGUCUGCUGCGUUAUAGUUAGAUUAAUUAAUUUUAUCUAUAUUAGUUCUAAUAACUCUCACACAUUUACACACCAGCUAUCUCAGCAUAGUUACGUUCACUCCUGCAGCUCAUUUGGAUGUUCAGUGUGUCAGGAAGUGACUCUUCAGUUCCAUGUCUGCUGAGGCUUCAGUUGGCAGUCAUGCUGCCGACUCAGCCCAGUCUGCUGUUUCCCAGCCCACCUGUCAGAACACAGAAGAUCUCAGAAAUCGGGGUCUGCUGGGGAGCAAGUACGUCAAGUUAAAUGUAGGUGGCUCGCUGCAUUAUACAACUGUCCAGACAUUAAGCAAGGAAGACAGUCUGCUGCAGAGCAUAUGCAAUGGAGGAGCAGAGGUUACUAUAGACUCAGAAGGUUGGGUAGUUUUGGACCGAUGUGGCCGACAUUUUUCCCUAGUUUUGAACUUCCUGCGAGAUGGCUCAGUACCACUUCCAGAGGACCACAAAGAACUGGAUGAGGUGCUGAAGGAGGCCCAGUACUAUCGAGUCCAGGGACUCGUCCAGCACUGCCUCACUGCCAUGCAGAAACAAAAGGAUGUCUUUGAAAGUGUGUGCCGCAUCCCCAUGAUCACCUCAGCCAAAGAAGAACAGAGGAUGAUUGCCACCUGCAGAAAGCCAGUAGUAAAGUUGCAGAACAACAGGGGAAACAACAAAUACUCUUAUACCAGCAACUCAGACGAUAACCUGCUGAAGAACAUUGAACUGUUUGACAAACUCGUGUUACGGUUUAAUGGCCGCGUCCUGUUUGUCAAAGACGUGCUGGGGGACGAGAUCUGCUGCUGGUCUUUUUAUGGAGAGGGCCGCAAGAUUGCAGAAGUGUGCUGCACUUCAAUAGUCUAUGCUACAGAAAAGAAGCAGACCAAAGUUGAGUUUCCCGAGGCUCGAAUCUUUGAAGAAACCCUCAAUAUCCUCAUUUAUGAGAACAACAGAGGAUCUGGUCCAGGAGGCCUUCACCUUUUAGAUUCAAGAGGGUCUGGUUCAUCACUGGGGGCUGGCCAAUCAGAGGAAGAGGGUGCUACGGGAGGGGACAGGCGAGUAAGACGGAUCCACGUAAGGAGACAUAUAAUGCAUGAUGAAAGAGGACAUGGUCAGCAAACUGUGUACAAGGACUAAUAAUGUGAAACAUCAGGCAUGGAAGAGUGACUUUAUGUGUGUUUGUUUUUUUUGUCAGAAGCAGAAUGAGAGAGAUGUCCUUGAUCAUAGCAAUAGCUUGAGUGUUAGUUAUUUCAUUUUUAUUUCUUCAGAUGUCACUGCAGUACAUGUAAGGGUUGAUGACUGAUUUGUAACUGAAGUGAGAGUCACUUGGAGAUGAAAAUGCUUUUGUUUACAUGAAAAGCAAUUAUGUACAUUCUUAAAAAUAGGAAAUGUGUAAACUUACCUGGGACACGAAACUGGCAUAAAUAUUAGUUUGAAAACCUCCUGCAAGUUACUGAAUGGGCCUCAAAGUCCAACUUCAACUCCACAGGUGGAUUUUUAUUCCUGGCGCAGACAGCCUACUGCUAAUGUGGGUGUUUCAUGAUAUGCACUGGUAGCCUCCACUUUGUUCUCACACUGUUAGUAACUAAUCUGUUUUUUUCAGGUUAUGACACAUCUGUUGCCUUUUUUAUAAGUUGACAGUGAGGAACAGUGGAUGGAUUUCAUGUAUAGCUUAGAAAUAUUAACACUGGAAUAAAACUGAGUAGCCAUUUUUAGUGAGGUUCAGUACGAAUGAGAUUGUUGAGCAGCUCAAUUUUCUUUAUUUAAAUUAUUACUGCUGUUGCUUCCAGAUGUUUUUUAUUAAUUAAUUUAUGAACCUAAUUUAUUGUUUGCUAUUUAACUUUUGUAUUGUUUGCAAUCUUUGUGUUAAGUAGUGCUCAAGUGAAUUUUUAAUUUUUGGAAUAUGAUGCACUCUAUAGCACACUUCAGAUUUUGAAUUUACUUGUGUAAAUGACUAAAUCGUGAACCUAUGUUUCAGUUUAAUGUUUCAAAAGGAACCAUGACCUGUCCACCAUUUCUUUGAUUGUAUUGUAUUGUAUUUUAUUCUGAGCCAUGAUCUUUCGCUUUUUGUCUUACACCAAACCACUGAAAUUUGUUCAAAGUAAUUGUCCACACAGCAGUGAUUUAGGCUGUUGAUCCUAUGUUGUAUUUUUUAUUCCCCUCAGGGAGAGAAUUAGUAUUCUCUUUCUAAUAUUCACUGGUGUUUUGUGCAAACCUAAUCACUCUGAAUACUGCAACAAAAACAAAAAAUAAUGAGAGCAAUAUGUAUCUCACACACUUAACAAAAUCACCUUGGAUUACCUUAAAAUAUGCACUAAUGAAACUUCCGUCCCAUUGUGGUCAUGAAUG
Molecule: messenger RNA, 2600 nt
Organism: Scomber japonicus (chub mackerel)
Lineage: Eukaryota; Metazoa; Chordata; Actinopteri; Scombriformes; Scombridae
Gene: kctd13
Product: potassium channel tetramerization domain containing 13
Exons: 7
Coding region: 393-1388 (331 amino acids)
Biological process (GO): negative regulation of Rho protein signal transduction; proteasome-mediated ubiquitin-dependent protein catabolic process; protein homooligomerization
Cellular component (GO): Cul3-RING ubiquitin ligase complex
Molecular function (GO): protein binding; ubiquitin-protein transferase activity
Source: RefSeq, a predicted model, not a curated record